Molecule: messenger RNA, 3517 nt
Organism: Microdochium trichocladiopsis
Lineage: Eukaryota; Fungi; Ascomycota; Sordariomycetes; Xylariales; Microdochiaceae
Exons: 3
Coding region: 1-3189 (1062 amino acids)
Biological process (GO): regulation of transcription by RNA polymerase II
Cellular component (GO): transcription regulator complex
Molecular function (GO): DNA-binding transcription factor activity, RNA polymerase II-specific; RNA polymerase II cis-regulatory region sequence-specific DNA binding
Source: RefSeq, a predicted model, not a curated record
AUGUCGCUUUCUCCUCCACUACACUCUAUCCCUACUCCCCCUAUAGUCCCUACGCAGGUACUACCGUCGACAUAUGGCACCAGCUUCCGCAGUGGCCGAUCUCUGCACCGCGAUGUCUCGUUGCGCGAGUCCCCGCUGGGGUACCCUCGUGGUAGCAAGAACCCCAUCUAUGCCUACAAGCACUUUGCAGACUACCGUAACAAGGUGAUGCAAAAGGAGCUCGAGAAGGAAGCACCGAUAUGGCCGCUCUGGUUGGAGGAUGCGUUCCUUGACGCACUUCUCCUUAUUCCCCAAAUGGGGCGCAAGAAGUUCAGCUCCAAGACCAUCCUGUAUGGCCGCAACAUGCUCAUUACAGAGUAUCUGUGGAUCUACCACUGGCUUCUCAACCCCCCACAGAACGGCGAGCGGAUUCCUGACAGGAAGACACGGGAGAGGACAAAGCACCCGGCCUUCAGAACACGCAAGCAGGUGUCGAGUCACAUCCAGGUCCUCAAGGGCUUCUUCCACACCUUGGUCACCUUCCACUUCAUCUUCCCAAGCAAGAAAGACGCCAAGGAAGACGAGAAGAUCAUCAAAAAGGAAGAUGACGACACGGAGUCUUUCAAGAACAACAGAGUGCUGAUUGCCAUCGCUGAUGGCCGUCUCCCGGAUGAGAGACCCAAUUAUGAGUACUUUGCCCGCCUGCUCAAUGCUGACGCCGAUGUCUUCCUCCGCCCGAAGCAGUGCCGCAUCUUCGUCUCGUCCUCGGGGGUGAUACUCAAGGACGACGUGGUGACGGCCGAGGACGGCACGUCUCGCAAGCAGAUUGUCGGCCACACACUCGACGGCCACCGGCUCAGCGAGAAGGAUUACCCCCACCUCAAGCUCAAUGAGGGCAAGGACUACAAGGACCUGCCGAUGACGAACGGGCGCAGUCCUGUGCUCCUGCAUGAGUACACCAAGAGCCUGGCACAGAAGGAGUCGUCCUCUAUAAAGGACAUCUCGAACAGGUGGGAGGUGCGCUUCCCCGAGCUACGGGAGAAGCUGCUCGCGGCCAUGGACGACACUCAUCCCACCGACGAGUUGAGCUCGCGAUGUGUAGUCGGUCCCUGCGACACGUUCCACUUUGAGGUCAUCCUGGAUCUUCACUCAAACUCCAAAUUCCCCACCGGCUCGGAGCUCAACGGCAUGGUCGAGCUGUCCAUUGCCCACCGGGACCUACAAGGCCACAGGUGGCGGUCGAUGACCUCGGUGAUGAAGCCCAACGAGCUUCACAUCAACAACGUGGAGCCCGAGUUCUGGGACAGGACCAACCAGGUCGAUGUGAUUGUGUCGCACCGGACCGGUUGCUCCAUGCGGCCGCACUGUGACUGUGCCAUGCGUGGGAGCCGUGACACCAUCUGUGUUCCCUUCCCCGCAGCCAGCUGGGCAAACACCUUUAUCAAACUCGCUCCAUAUGUCAAUGCCGAGCGCGAGCGCAAAGAGCGCGAGCAAGGCUCCUCCUUUUCGUCUUCACGCCCGCACGGUCGGUCCGAGUCUGAGGAUGGCACGUCCACGGCCACCGCCAAGUCCCGGAGCAAGUCGAACCUGCAGAGUCCCAAGGAGCUGCUCGACCAGGUCGCCAUGUAUCAGGAGAUCUGGUCAGCUCCAUCCGAUGAGAGCGGUCACCUCCGUGGCAUGGGAGAGAAGAAGUCUGAAGGCUGGAGGCGCCGAGCAGUCAUCCUGUGGACGUUCGCCCCUGUUCACGACCAGGCGGAUGACAAGGGCAAGCCCGUGACGGUCGCGGCUGGCACGAGCUGGAAGUUCCUAACCAAGUUCGACCCGACGUCCCAAUACCACCAGCAGCAUGCCUACCUCAGCGGCUCUCCCAAUGUCUCGCGCGAUGCCGUCAUGAGCCCCAACCCAGGCUACUCGCACCACCUGUCUGCCGCCAUGCAAGAGAACCUCUCCUCCGCCUACGAUGCUGGCGCUCACGUCUCCAUGCCUCAGUCGCACCUCGGCGGCGUGGGCUCCGGCCAGAUGAACCUCGGUAUGUUGGACGGCUUCCCCAAUGGCCUGGCCACGCCGCCACCGACCGCGGGAUUGCCCGCAGCAGGGCAUGCUUACAGCCACGGCUAUGAUACAUCUGCCGGCGUGUCUGGCCAUCUCGGCGGCAGUGACGCGACACUUCAGCACCAUCUAAAUUUCAUGUCUGAUGGUGGUGUCUCUGGUGCUUCGGGUGGCCCAGGCAUCGCUGCACACACCCCCAUGACGGCCGCUGACACCGACCCGUUCCUGCUCGGCGUCUCUGUCGGCUCCUCAGGUACCGAGUCUUUUGAUGACUCUGUGCUGACCACCAGUGUCGACGAGAACGGCCUACACUCAUGGGCGUCUCAAGAUCUCGACACGAGCCAAUGGGGCCACUCGAGCUUGCUCGAUUCCGCGCCUCACACGAGUGCUCAUAGCGCUCCGACGUGGGCAGACGCUCCCGUGCAGAAUCUGCCUCCAACCUCCGCCUACGAUCACGGCCUUGGUCUGACUGCUGCCCUCAAGGAUCCUGCGACAAUUUCGUCCCGCGCUUCGAACAUGAGGAGCCUGCAUCAUGCCAAUCUAUUCGCUGUGGCUUCAAAUCAUGACAGGAGCAUGCUGCACCACCAGCAAAUGCCCAUCUCUUCGUCCUCGCUACAUCAGCGGCGACAAUAUCAGCAACAGCAACAACAAGCGCAACAGCAGCAGAAUGAAGACGCAUGGGCGUCCUCGCCAUGGGCAACAACGUCACCAAUCCUCCCUCAACCCACGACACACUCCACUCCCACGCCCACGCCCACGCCCACUACAUCCACCAACCCCGCAGCAGCAACACAGCAUGAAGACUUUGCCCUGUCUCUCGCGGCUCUCCGCUCGGGCGCAGGCUCCACCGCUCCAAGCAUGACGAAUCCGCGCAAGCGUGGACGUGACGACGACGACGACGACGUAGCCCAUGAUUUCAACGGCCACAACGACAGCGGAGCCAGCGACCCUGACGCUGGAGAUGGCGGUAGCGAAAGAGGAACUGAAGAAGUCCAGUACCCGCAACAGCAGCGUAGCACCAUGCGCAAGCUCUCACAUCCACAGGCCGCGCUGCAGAGCAUGCGGCAGCAGCACCGCCUUCAACAGGAGAGACAUGCAAGUAAUGGGGGAGCGCCUACGCCGGACAUGGUCGGCGACGCGGGCUUUUCCUUCGAGGCGUGAUAUCAUGAGGGUUCUGAUACUGCACCUGCGUGGGGUCUUGGCUAUUGAUUUGAUUUUCAUGGUAUUCCUGUUGUGGGUUGUCAUUUUUCGGGGAAACAAAUAUAUCCGGCGUUUACGGGGGUGAUUGGAGUACUCUGGAGUUUUCUGGUGGAGGUUACCUUGCAGAUUUCUAAAGCUGAAUAAUCACUGAAAAGAAUGGCAUUUCUGGAAAGACCAUCUGCAACAGUACGCGAAGCAAUGACGACAACAAGUACAGCCUUCCGUCGCGAACGACCAAGUGUGAGGUCAAGGCCCCUUCACUCAAAGCUUGAACUGGGUUCUAUCUGAC